This is a messenger RNA of Suillus subalutaceus, 2795 nucleotides long. RefSeq names its product Rgp1-domain-containing protein. The record is from RefSeq and is a predicted model, not a curated record. The transcript has 8 exons. Gene Ontology annotation, biological process: retrograde transport, endosome to Golgi. Bases 104 to 2614 code for a protein of 836 amino acids. Lineage: Eukaryota; Fungi; Basidiomycota; Agaricomycetes; Boletales; Suillaceae. Gene Ontology annotation, cellular component: Golgi membrane; Ric1-Rgp1 guanyl-nucleotide exchange factor complex.
UGUGGAAGCUUGUGUUAUAUUUAAGGGUGGAAGGUGUUUUCUUUCCCUCGUUCAUAUCAUCAUUUAAAGCUCGGAUCGACGACAUCAUACCUAAAGCUCAACCAUGGACUCAACAGACACAGAUCCCUCUAUCAAAGUCAAAGUAUCCCCAACCCAAAGCGCAUACUUCGCAGGCGAACCAUUCACCGUUGCAAUCACAUUCACCAAUACCCGCUCAAACAACACAUCACCCAUCUCAGCAGUGUCAGCACCUGCGCCAGUUCAGAAAUCACACAAACGAAAUGCACAUUCUAUAAGCUCUGCCCCGCUUGCUAGGCCUCCUACGUCUCCUGGCUUGAGCCCACGUCCACCAGAUUUUGUUAGAGCGCUUGGUAUUGGCAUUGGCGAAGAGGGGAGGAAGGGAUUGAUUGGAGCAGUGGAUGGGAAGGGGAAAGGCAAGGAAGUGCUUGAAGCCAGCCGUAGUGCAUUGGAAAAGGCCAAGCGCAGUGCUAGCGUGGAUAUUUCUGCUAGUGAAGAGUAUGUACAAGCUUAUGAAGUAGAUUCAGUAACACCACGCACGACCUUCCCCAUACCCCAGAACCACCCGCACGCACGCAAACAAUCAGUAUUCGACGGCCACCUCCAGUUAAACGAAGUACAGCCCCCCUUGAACACAUCUACAUCCACACUAGACCCAAUCGCAGAAACACCCGCUCCCCUCACCCAUUCAUACCCCCCUCGCAAACAACCACACCAGGCACUUGGUCAUGGUCACCCACCCAUCCCAGUCCCUCAUUCUAACACCACCAAACCCCUCCCCCCAAACACAACACUCCUCCUUUACUCAUACGCCCAACUCUCAGGAACAGCACACAUCCUCCCACAAGCUACACCAGCAGCCCUAUCCAACCUCCGCGCACAUCUCCUCAAAAGGCCCGUCUUGGGAGGGGGAAGCCCCAUUCACUGUUCUACCAGUCUUACAGGUUCCCUAUUGAGCUUAUUAAGUCCUUCCAGUUACAGUCCUUCAGUCGGGAGAUCGAGAGCCCCUUCUCUCACUUCGCAAAGCGAUGCGUCUAGUACAGGCGUUGGUUUGGGUUUGGGUCUGAGUGUCGGAGCAGCUAAUUCCGUGGAAGGAGAAGAAGAAGAGGUGCCACUCCCUGUAUUCGAAGUACAACCUGCCAUGCUGGCCGUCGAUCUGGCCUUGAGUCCCGGAGAAAGUAGGACUUGCCGCAUGAUCCGCUUCUCAUACGAACUUGUAGUCGGUACGUGCCGGAGAGGCGAUAGCAGCGAUGGCCCCGCCACUUCUGUCGGCGUGACAGUGAGCAGGGUAAUGAAAGUCCCUAUCAGGGUAUAUAACUGGGUCAGCGUCAGCAAACCACAACGCCCUUACGACCUCCUCCUCCCCGUGCGUAAACACGACGGCGGGAAGAUCACAGAUCUAAGCAGCGCGAGUGGUGAUGUAAAGAAAGACUCGUCUUCUUCCUCGUCGAAACCUUCACCGACUGUAUCACCCUGUGACCCCCUUGACGACCUCCGCGCCUACGGUGAGAGGCUACUCGAGACAUUCCCUGCGGAGGGAUCGACGGGCGUGAGGAUUAAAGAGCCUGCUGAAAGCGUGCCUGAGAACAUACCUUCCUCCUCCUCCUCCGGACUUGCUUCUGGGAGUGGAAGUCAGGUAGUUCUGGAUCCUCUCAGGGCAUUCGAAAGAGAGAAAGAGGGAGGAGAGGGAGAACUAACGGGAUGUCGAGAAGCUGUCGAAAUUUUAACCCGAAAUCCCAAAAAAGCCUCGUACGACGUGACAAAAGACGAUGUCAAAGUCGCUGUUCUUACAUUCACGAAGAGCGCGUAUAGGCUUGGGGAAACUGUUUUGGGCGUUGUGGAGAUUAAUGAGCGGGACGGACGGGGGAAGGUGAUUUCGCUAAACGCAACGCUAGAAACAACCGAAAGCCUCCCAGCCUCUCUAGGAAUCACGAACACAAGCACAAGCACAAGCACCACGCGCCGCAUCCACGCAGAACACCACGCCUCAUUCACAGGCAGCACCCUUCGCACCACAUUCGCACUUGAUAUACCCAGUGACGCAUGUCCUGGAUUCGGAAUUGUGUGCUCAUCUCUUCCCUUACUUGGGAACGGCCAUAUUAACGGGUCUGUGUCUGGGAACGGUACCGGUACCGGAUCUGUACCUGGGAAGGCAGGGGGAUUAACGUGGAAAGUGCACCUUACGCUAUUGGUAGGUGUAACAGCGCCGAACGCACGGGUGCGUGGGUUAACGAGGGAUGGAGCGCCUACUGCGUGGGGAAGUGCGUGGCGUGCCCCUGUGGGGAUCGCUCCUGAGCAACAAGAGGUGCCUGUUUCACCUGGGAGCGUUGCGAAGGAGGUCGGAAAGCAACCGCAGCAGCAACAGAGCUGGGCUUCGUACCUCAUGAGUUCAUUCCUUGGGACUGGGGAGAAGGAGUAUCAUGAUGGGGAUGAUAUUGAUGAUGAUGAGGUUCCUGCUCAGAAAGGGGAAGAGGAACAAGAACAGGAGGGAGAUUGGAGGGAUGUACAGGUUGAGAUUGUGGAGUGUGAAGUGCCAUUGGUCGUUUGGCCCGGUAACACGGCGUUCAGCGCUGUAGAUGUUGUGUUCGAGGUUUGACCUAGUCUUGACUUUGCGCAUGACCUCCUCUACGAUCGAGAUCAUGAUCUAGAUUCCGCGGAAGGAUCCGUACGCCCCACGGGGCCUUUGUCUUUCGGCGGUGGCGGGGGAAUAUUUAUCGAAAGGUUUUUCUUUGUUUGUAUGUAUGUUAUUAUUUUAAUUAAAAAAAUGGUGUUCGUGA